Apis laboriosa (Himalayan honeybee) is the source of this 528-nucleotide messenger RNA. RefSeq lists its product as uncharacterized. The record is from RefSeq and is a predicted model, not a curated record. The transcript has 3 exons. The annotation marks the transcript as partial. Lineage: Eukaryota; Metazoa; Arthropoda; Insecta; Hymenoptera; Apidae.
AUGAAUUGUAAUAUUCAUAAUCUUGAUCAAUCAUUAUCUGCAAACUCGAAUUCUGAUGAAUUACAUCAAAUGAAUAAAGAAAUAAAUGAUAUUAAAUCAAAAUUACUCGAAUGUCAAAAAGAAUAUGAAUAUACAGAGGUAGAAAUACAUAAUGUCAAUCAAUUGAAAGAUAAAGGAAUAUAUGUAUUAAAUAAUGUAGAAAGAAAUUACAAUAAUUUAGAUGAAGAGUUAAAACAAAUUCAUUGUAACUAUGUAAAAUGUAUCGAGAAAGUUAAUUCUGAUAAUGACAUUAUUCAACAAAGAAUUAAUUCAUUAACAAUGCAAAGAGAUAACUUAAGAAAAAAAUUAGAUGAAUUAAAGAAAACAACAGAUGAAAAUAAUAAAAAAUUGAUAGAAAUCAAAAAUAUGAUUAUAAUUCAAGAGAAGAAAAAUAUUGCAUUAAUACGAAAAUUAAAAAGAAUUACAGAAAAUGUAUAUAUUACACCAGAUUUAAGAAGAAGAGUAAAUAUGAUUUUAAUGGAUUCCAGA